UUCUAUGAUAAUCAAGAUAAACAGCGGCCUGAAAGGAAACCCAGUACUUCAUUCUGCAACCUUCAAUCAGUAGCAUUCAACCAGAACCACUCUGCAACCAUGUCCGAAACCGUCAUCCGCGCCAUCAACUCGUCCAUCACCAUCUUCUCGGUACCCUUCUCUCGAUUCGGGAUCUUGCCCAUCGGAGGUCGUUCGACCGCCAUCAAGCUCAAGAACGACGAGGUUUUCGUGCUCGCCUCUAGUCCGGCUGACAAGGAGACCAUCGAUACUAUUAACGCUAUGGGUACCGUCAAGUACCUGUUGACGCCAGAUUUCGUACAUGCCAUGUACAUCUCCGACUUCUUCAAGCUUUACCCGGAUGCCAAAUGUAUCGGACCCGAAGGUAUCGCUCAGAAGAAACCGGACGUCAAGUGGGCGGGCGUAUAUGGAGAGGGAGGCGAGUCAAAGACGUAUGGGUUCGAGGACGAGCUCAAACUGCAAUACUUCCCCGGCCACGUGAACAAGGAGAUCGCCGUCCUCCACAUGCCCACAAAGACGCUCGUCGAGGCCGACCUCUACUUUAACCUCCCGCCGACGGAACAAUACUCGAAGACGAGCCAGAGCUCGAAACCGAUCUGGCCGUUGAGCCUGUUACAAUCGGGUAUGAAGAAUGCCAUCCCGAGGUUGACGGGGAAGGACAAGGCUGCCAUGUCCAGGGAUACCAAGAUCGUCGCCGCUUGGGACUUCGACAGGCUGAUCCCCUGUCACGGAGACGUCAUCGAGACGGGUGCCAAACAGGUCUGGCUGGACGCUUUCAAGGUCUAUCUCGACAACUGAUCGAGAUCGCGGCACAAAGCAAAGACUCGAGUGAGAUUGGAGUUCACGGGUUGAGGGGAGAUAUGUGCGGGAUGGGACGAGGUGUGGUGCUCGAUAAGGCGAAUUGGGAGGAUGUCCCGAGGUUCAGGUUGUAAGUUACAAAUAGAUGCAGGAAGGGAUUGAUUAUAAUCGAUUGCGGCCGA
Molecule: messenger RNA, 998 nt
Organism: Filobasidium floriforme
Lineage: Eukaryota; Fungi; Basidiomycota; Tremellomycetes; Filobasidiales; Filobasidiaceae
Exons: 4
Coding region: 100-816 (238 amino acids)
Source: RefSeq, a predicted model, not a curated record